AUGUCCGAACCACAAAAGCUCAAUUCGAACCCGGAAAUUCUCUUGAAAAAGAGAAAGAACGCCGACAGAAUAAGGUUGGAAAAACAAGAGGCCGCCAGAAAGAGAAAAGAAGAACAACUUAGAAGAUCCAAAGAAAAGAAAAAUAGAUUCCUUAGAGUUGAAACUCUUUUAGCCAAGAAAAUGAGCACCAGCAAAGAAGCCAAGAGAAUCACCAGAGUUUCAAAAGUUGAAAAAGACACCAACCAAAGAAUCAAAUUAAUUUCGAAAUCCAAGACUUCUAUCGAUGACAUUGAAGAUUCGACCAUUCAAACUGAAUCAUGGGAUGAAAAACCAAAAUUAUUGCUUGUGGUUAGAGUAAGAUCAUCGAACAACUCCAAGAUCCCAUCGAAGGCCAACAAAGUUCUCCAGGCCCUUAGAUUGACCCACUCUAAUCUCGGGACUUUUAUAAAAUUGACUCCAACUGUACUUCCAUUACUCAAGAUCAUUUCCCCAUACAUUGUCAUUGGAUCCCCUGACCUUAUUACCGUGCGUGAGUUGAUGCAAAAACGUGCCACCAUCGUCACCGAAGUUGAUGGUAAGAAAAAAGAAGUAUUAUUGGACGAUAAUUCCGUUAUCGAAGAUAGACUAGGAGAGUUUGGGCUUAUUUGUACCGAAGAUCUUGUACACGAGAUUUUCUCUCUCGGGGACAACUUCAAACAAGUGGUGAAUUUCCUUAGACCAUUCCAAUUGGCUCCACCGGUGAGUGGCUGGGGUCCAAUGGCCAGAUUGAAGAGAAUUCAAUUGAAGGAAGAAACUGACACCACAGUGAGUCAAAGAGGGAAUGCUCCAUUGGUGGAGAUUGAUAUCAACAAGCAUAUUGCCAACCAGAAUUGA
Messenger RNA from Saccharomycopsis crataegensis, 873 nucleotides. RefSeq names its product Rlp7p (gene RLP7). The coding region runs from base 1 to 873 and encodes 290 amino acids. Lineage: Eukaryota; Fungi; Ascomycota; Saccharomycetes; Ascoideales; Saccharomycopsidaceae. The transcript has a single exon. Gene Ontology annotation, molecular function: structural constituent of ribosome; RNA binding. Gene Ontology annotation, biological process: maturation of LSU-rRNA from tricistronic rRNA transcript (SSU-rRNA, 5.8S rRNA, LSU-rRNA). Gene Ontology annotation, cellular component: cytosolic large ribosomal subunit. The record is from RefSeq and is a predicted model, not a curated record.